Molecule: messenger RNA, 1092 nt
Organism: Aspergillus melleus
Lineage: Eukaryota; Fungi; Ascomycota; Eurotiomycetes; Eurotiales; Aspergillaceae
Product: putative C6 transcription factor
Exons: 2
Coding region: 1-1092 (363 amino acids)
Cellular component (GO): nucleus
Source: RefSeq, a predicted model, not a curated record
AUGGCAGAGGGGACCCGAUCAACCGAUCUUGAAGAUCACGGUAUCAUAGCCUACGUCAUAACCCUGAGCGAGGUGUUUGCGAAGACUGCGAGAUACGUUCGACGACAUGGAAAGCCAACUAGCAUACCUCCGUGGUCUUCCGAGUCGGAGUAUUCCAAGAUAAUAACCCUCCAAAUGGAAGUGGAAUCACACAUGCCGUACAUCCACCGAUUUAAGCCCGCCAACUUUAGCGACAGAACGUUUGAUGAGCUCCAGGCCAACAGGGACUAUUGGGGGCCAUUCCUCUUGAACCAAUUUCUUUACCACACGAUCCUAUGCCUCCUCAAUCAUCCUUUGCUCUUGUCUCUGAGUCUCCGAAAUUUUCGAAGCAGCAUUCCUGAGAUUUUCUUGCAACACACCUCUGACCUUAUCUCAUCUCACACAACCUGGAUCAUCUAUUUUCUCAACUACUUUGAGGAGAGGUCUUUCCUCGUCUCGGAUCCAUUCCUAGGAUAUAGUGCGGCAGUGGUCGCCACCAUUGAACUCCAACUCAGCUUCACGGAGAACCCUACCAUCCGUGAAGAAAAACGGGACCGAUUUUUCAAGUGCGUCCGAUUCGUGCAAGCCCUGGGGCAACAGUGGCCGCAUAUGGCUCGAAUGGCAAACCGACUGCAAAGACUAGAGGACGCAGUCUCAGCUACCUAUCAACCUGAAUCCGGGGCCCAGAACAAAAGCCUAUUGAUUGAUCUUUCACGAUUCUGGGAAAUCCUAGAAUAUUCAUCCAAUAGCGAUUCCGACUCAGCGAGGCGCAUGUUCGGCGAUUCCUUGUAUUCCAAUUCGCUCGCCUUCACGGCUGAGGUCUCACAAACAUCGCCUCUGCCAGAGCCAACACGAAUGAGCGCACAGCAGGGGAUGUCACAGUCUCCAAUGCCACAUUACAGUCUCCAAACACCAUUGGGCACAGGCAUGCAGGGCGCCGUCGAUUCGAUCACUGUCUCUCAACCCUCCGACCUGCUCAACGACGAAUUCUCCAUCCUGGCAGCGAACUUCUUCUCCCAGGGCCAGGAGUUUUUGCGAAGUAGUGACAACCGAGAAGGGUUUGGGAAUCUCUAG